Messenger RNA from Anastrepha obliqua, 4027 nucleotides. RefSeq lists its product as uncharacterized. Bases 958 to 2769 code for a protein of 603 amino acids. Lineage: Eukaryota; Metazoa; Arthropoda; Insecta; Diptera; Tephritidae. Gene Ontology annotation, molecular function: monocarboxylic acid transmembrane transporter activity. Gene Ontology annotation, biological process: transmembrane transport; monocarboxylic acid transport. The transcript is spliced from 5 exons. The record is from RefSeq and is a predicted model, not a curated record.
ACAGCUGAACAGUUAAAAACAAAGGAUCUAUCAAUUCCAGCUAAAAUUGAAAGCAUAAAAUUAUAAUUUUAAACAAUCAAUUGAGUUCUUAAAGCUUAAGCUUAACCUCAAAAUCAUAUUAAAACCAUGCUUUUUCGAUUACUAAAGAAGGGCCCUAUCCGACAUUCUACGCUUGCUGCCUAUUCUUCUUUGGUUUGCCCUUUUUGCAUUUUAUCUUUCUGUAUUUACGCAGGCGAGGAAUGGAAAUUCACCCAAUGCAACCAGCUAAAUGCGAAAGCUAAAGUGCAUACUACUAUCACACUUGUUGAUUAAACAAAUAAACGCACAUACAAAUAGAAAUUUAAGCCAAAUUUAUCAAAGUCCAAAAAGAGAAAAUGCCAAUAAUGAUUUGGCUACUACGAAAAUUUACUUUCUGACGUAUAUUAUUUUGGUUAAUAGCCCUAAACACCACAUAGUGCCACCAACUAAUCCCACCCAAAAAAAGUGCCCAGAAAUCCACAACGCAAAUUAAUAUCGGUUACUCAACUAUUUGCUACGUCAACAAAUAAGUAACUAAACAAUAUUAAAUUUCAAAAGAACAGCGAUGAACAAAAGUCAGAACGCGACCAAAAGAUAAUAUGCGCGGAUAAGAGAACAAAACAAGAAAAAACACAACAAAAUACCCACCGAUAAAAAAAGAAGUCAAGUGCCAAACAACACAAAGCAUAACAAUAAUACAAGCGAAUAUAGAAAUAGUAAAAUAAAAACAAUACAUGCGUUGAAAAACAAGAGUUCAGCAGAAACAUCUACAUACAUAUAUACAAGUAUAACAAAGCAACGAACUCAAGGAACAGCAACAUAUCCACCCCCCACUAACUAGACAAUACCAAAAUAAAAAGUGAUAAAAACACGUAAAAUCAAACAUCAUCAAAUCAAACCCCAUAUUUACAAAUUACAACUACAACUACAACGUAAAAUAUGAAGCAAACACGCAAGGUUGCACCAGAUGGCGGUUGGGGUUGGGUUGCUUGCUUCGGGGUCAGUUUAGUAAAUUUGGCAACCCGCUCGAUCGAACCCUCAUUCGGCCUGCUCUUCGGCGAUUUACUGCGUGAUCUCGAUGUCGGCACCACCGGCGCUGCGAUUAUUAUGAGUACGCUCGACGUGUGUAUGAAUUUCUCAGGUCUCUUCGUCGGCCCUCUACUCAAGGAGUUCUCCUACCGAAAGGUGGCUAUCGCUGGUUCAUUACUUUGUGGCAUCGGAUUGGCUGCCACUUCACCCGCCGCCAGCAUGCCUCACAUACUCAGCACGUAUAGUGUGAUUAAUGGCAUAGGCGUCGGUCUAUCCACAUCCGCCGCCUUUGUAGCGCUCAAUCACUACUUCAAGUACAAACGAGGCCAAGCUGUGGGCUUAUCCAUGGCCGGCACAGCCUUGGGUAUGCUUAUUAUGCCACAACUGGUACGUGUGUUGCUCGAAGCGUUCGGCUUCCGUGGUGCUGUGCUGAUGUUGGCCGGUAUCGCAUUGAAUUCCACAGUAGGUGCCGUGCUCUUACAACCUGCCAAAUGGCAUAUGAUAGAGGAGGUGAUUGAUGAGGAAAUGAUGACAGUGCCGGUGUCACCGCCCACUCCGCCCACACCCGAUGUUAAAAUCAUACGUGAAGAUGGAAACGAAGAGGACGCAUUGCCCGAGUUGAAUACGUUACUCUUUCCCAAAAAGCAAUAUAUGCGUAAGAAUUACUCCGAAAUGGCGAUGAAUACUAUGAAUGGUACUCGUAUUGGUAUGCCAAAGCGGCCCACUUUCCCGCGCAUCAUGUCACUAGCCGGCGUACAAUCAGCAGUGAAUAACAGUCACUCCCAAGCAGAUGUAAAUACAACGCUGCGCAAUCGCAAACAUUCUGUUACAUCGAAUCUAUCUUAUAUGGACUUCACUGGUUCGAUUCUACAAGUGCACAUGAAUGUGGGCGACGAAGAGUUUGAGCGUAACGAUCGCGAGCUGAAGCGUGUGAAUACUGCGGCGAGUGGUAUGGCGAAUGCGCAUCGUGAUUCCUUUAUUAAAAUGCGUCCAACAGGGACUGAGAAGUAUGAAGAGUCACCGGAAAAAGAGGCAGAGAAAAAACCUGGUUUCUGGCGACGUUUUGCUGAUCUCAUGGAUAUUGAUUUAUUACGUGAUAAAAAAUUUCUAAAUAUACUCUUUGGGCUGUCGAUUUUCUACGUCGGCGAGAUGAAUUUCAAAAUGGUUACGCCGUUCUUUUUUGCCAAUCUCGGCUACAACAAAACAGACGUGGCUUUCUGCCUAUCAAUAACGGCAAUCACAGAUAUUGCAGCCCGUAUAAUACUCCCGCCAAUAUUCGAUCGCACUAGUAUCAAAAAGCGUACUGUGUUCCUAGUCUCAAUCAUCUUUGUGGGUAUCACCCGUUCGAUUAUGGCUGAGCAAACCGACUGGACACAGCUUAUGAUUUGGCUAUCGAUUUGCGGUUUCUUCCGUGGCUCCGCUUUGGCCAAUUUCACACUAACUGUUUCCGAGUACUGUUCGCUGGAGAAAUUACCCUCGGCCUUCGGUUGGCAUUUGGUAGGCAAAGCUGUAUUUGUCAUCUGUCUGGGACCGCUGAUCGGUCUGAUUCGUGACGUCACCACCAGCUAUCCUAUCUGUAUACACGCACAAACAGUUUGUAUAUUCCUUUGUGUAAUCGCCUGGACGAUCGAGUAUGCGAUCACAUAUUUGAAUGAGAGAAAGACGGCGGCGGAAGAUGAUAAUAAUGCCACAAUUGGACCUGAGACUACCAUAAAACACUAACACGUGCUUAAUAUGCUAGAGAGAUAUUUUUAUAAGAACAUUUUGGCGGAGCUCAGUAUAAGAAAUACAUGCAUAUACCUACACACACACAUACAUAUAUACAUAGUAUAUAGAUACACAUAUAUUGAAUUUGGGCUAGAAUGAGAUACAAUGAAAAUCAGUUAUUUACAAAAUGUAAAAAUGUAAAUUAAUUAAGAAAUUAGUGUGUACGUAUGUAUGUGAGUUAGAGUUUAAUAAAUAAGCGAGGUUCACACUUAAUGAAAUGAGAAAUAACGAAGUGCAUAUAUCCACAUACCUACUUAUAUGUACAUACAUACAUACAUGUAUAGUAUGUGUGAAAUGUGCGAUUUUCAAUGUGAUAGUUCAAAUUAUGCUUAUAGAUCGUAAGGCUAAGAAUACGUUGAAGGCGUCUGUCAGUGUUGCACUGAAAUUGUACUCUUUUUUAUACAAUUUUCUAACGAACAUAAUGCAAUGUACUUGCAGAAGAAGAAAAUGUUAGAAAAUGAACAUAGAACUUGAGCGUUGAGCGUGAGAGCGAGAAGAGUUUAAAACACAAAGCGGAAGUAUUACUUAAAUAUGUAAAAAUCAAAUAAAUGCCUAAUUGAAGAUUAGUUUCAAUAACCCUGGUUUUGUGGGUAUGUAUGGGAAUGUAUAACUCUCCAAGGGAGCCUUGCUGUACUUAGUUUGGAGAAAAUCGUGAAUUCAAAUACAUACCUGCACUACAUACAUACAUACAUAUAAGCAAAUAGGCAUUAUUAGUAUUUUUUUAUUUCACCCUACUUUGUUUUUAUUACUUCUUUAAAAUACAGUUGUGUUUUUUAUUUUUAUUUAUUAUUAAUUUUUUUGUUUUUGUUUUUUUUUUGUGAGAAAAAAAUCGAACUUUCUAUCUUUUUGCAUUAUUUGAAGAAAAACGUAUAGCUUAUUUAAUGGAAGAGUAAAUAUUCGAACUUGAAUAUUUUAAAAUUAAGUAAAUAAUUUUGUAAUAGUAUUUAACACUCAAGUAACUUAAAUAAAAUAUUCAACUAAGUUUAUUAGAACAAACUGUUGGAUGGAAAUGAACAGAACAGACUACUAAAAACGCCACCAUUAACGCGGUUUUUCUAUAUUUAAAGUAAACAUUUGCCAGUACUUAUACUAAAAGAGGAAAAUGUAAAUUUUAGAUUAAAAAAAUCGAAUGAUAUGUAUGUGCAUACAUACGUAUGUUUAUAUACAUAAAAAUAAUAGAUUUAUUUAAUAAAUUAAAAACAAAACAAUUAAA